Lathyrus sativus (Indian pea) is the source of this 825-nucleotide messenger RNA. The record is from the annotation of a GenBank genome assembly. Lineage: Eukaryota; Viridiplantae; Streptophyta; Magnoliopsida; Fabales; Fabaceae.
AUGUGCGAAACCCUAAAAACCAACUACCAACUCAGCGACGAGAUCGGACGUGGGCGUUUUGGCACCAUUUACCGGUGCUUCCACCCUAGCUCCGCCGUACCUCACGCCUGCAAAGUCAUCGACAAAUCCCUCCUCUCCGAUUCCACCGAUCGUGAGUGUCUCCAGAACGAACCGAAAUUCCUCUCUCUCCUUUCGCCUCACCCUAACAUCCUUCAAAUCUUUGACGUUUUCGAAAACGACGAUUUCUUAUCCAUCGUUUUAGAGCUUUGUCAACCUCUCACUCUCCUCGAUCGCAUCGUUUCAAAUCCUUUCACCGAACAACAAGCGGCGUCUCUCAUCAAAAAGCUUCUCGAGGCCGUUGUUCACUGCCACCGUCUCGGUGUCGCGCACCGUGACAUCAAGCCGGAUAACAUUCUCUUUGAUUCUAACGAUAAUCUCAAAUUAGCUGAUUUUGGUUCGGCGGAAUGGUUCGGCGACGGCAGAACCAUGAGCGGUGUUGUUGGAACGCCGUAUUACGUGGCGCCCGAGGUUCUUUUAGGAAGAGAUUAUACAGAAAAAGUUGAUGUGUGGAGUGUUGGUGUGGUACUGUACAUAAUGUUGAGCGGAAUUCCUCCUUUUUACGGAGAUUCUGCUAGUGAAAUUUUUGAAGCGGUUAUUAGAGCGAAUCUGAGGUUUCCGUCUAGAAUCUUCCGUUCCGUUUCAUCCUCUGCUAAGGAUCUCUUGAGAAAAAUGAUUUGUAGAGAUGCUUCCAGAAGAUUUUCUGCAGAACAAGCCUUGAGACACCCUUGGAUAGUGAGUGGAGGAGAAACAACUAAUCAGAAUUGA